Molecule: messenger RNA, 6395 nt
Organism: Anopheles nili
Lineage: Eukaryota; Metazoa; Arthropoda; Insecta; Diptera; Culicidae
Product: protein Gawky-like
Exons: 8
Coding region: 1-5250 (1749 amino acids)
Biological process (GO): positive regulation of nuclear-transcribed mRNA poly(A) tail shortening; miRNA-mediated post-transcriptional gene silencing
Cellular component (GO): P-body; nucleoplasm
Molecular function (GO): RNA binding; protein binding
Source: RefSeq, a predicted model, not a curated record
AUGGCAUUUACCGAGCCGAAUGACCCACGUGCUCCAAGUGUCGAAAACAGCAGCGACAUCGAUAUGAUUUCAGCAUCCGUGACACCGGGUGGUAGCGCCAUUGCCGACGAUGUUUCCGCCCGCGGCCUGAUGGCAUCCGUCUGCGAUUCCAACCCGCCCGGUACGACGAAUGAUGCGGCCCCAUUGAGCCAUACAACCGACGACAUGCCGACUCGUAUUGAUACUGUGACAUUGAAAUGUGAUUUAAAUGAUUACCUGAUUAACCUUACGAACGUUAGAUGUAGUUUAACGCGGUCGGACGCUGCUGCUUCCGUGGCCUGCGAGUCUCCUGUUGCCGGGAGCAUUAUCAAGCAACCGAUCCGCAGGACGAUGCAGCAGUUGCACAAAGGGAACCACACCGAUGGUCCGUCGUACACGCGUUUCGACGAGCUGGUACGUUGCACAGAGCGAGAACGUCAAUGGCGCCUUGCCCGCAGUCCCAUAGCCACGAUGCCGCGUAUGAGGCUGUGCGGUGGAGGCGAAGAUUCCAUCAACAACGGCACGAGUGCCUGGGGUACGCCACCAGGUGCUGCCAGCAACGGGACCGUCAGUGCCUGGGGUGUCCUGCCUAACCAGCAACAGGUGCAGCAGCAACAACAGCAGGCGCAACCGCAACCCGCCUGGGGUGGCAACGCCGGCAAUGCAAACAACAAUAACAACAAUAAUGGGCCUACUGGGGCAGUCGGGAAUGGCAACGGUGCGACCGGCAGUGGUGGCGCUAUGCAGCAGCGUGGUGGUGGCUCAGUACCGUUGGAUCCCAACUCGAACAAGGCCACUGGAAGUCAACCCGGUGCACCGAACGCUUGGAAUGCAACGGCCAAUCAUAACCGCGGAUCGUCGGCCGGUGGAGGAACGAACGCAGUGGCCAACGUUACCAACAACAAUGGCAACCUUCAUCACAGCCAUAAUCAGCACCAGCCGGUGGGACCAGCUGGCCAAGGACAACCGCAGCAGCAACAGGCGGGCAAUGGAACGGCCAAGAACCAGCUCGAGGUGCUCAGCACGAUGCGGGACGCUUUGUUCAGUCAGGAUGGUUGGGGAGGUCAGCACGUCAAUCAGGAUACGAACUGGGAGGUGCCGGGUUCACCGGAACCACAGGGUGCCAUCGUUGCGGCCGCUUCUGCCAAUGCAGCUGUCGCAGCCGCGAAACCGGAUGGUGGUGUUCCGUCGCACGGAGCUGGUCCGGGAGGGUGGAAGGCGCAAACCAUGAACAACGGCACUGAACUGUGGGAAACGAACCUUCGGAAUGGGGGUGGCGUGGGUAGUGUCCCACAUCUGCAACACCAACAGCAACAGCAGCAACAACAACAACCGACGGUAUCACAUUUGGGUCCAUCGAAAGGACCUGCUUGGGUUCCGGCUAACAACCUCGGUGGAACAUGGAUGGAAGAUGAUGAUGGAACGGGUGGCGUUGGUCCUGAGGCGGGUGCCAGCGUUUGGAACGGCAGCUCAGCGGCACUUGUGGCCGGUACGGUGCCACUCGGACAGGGUAUCGCUGGUGGUGGCGGUCCAGGACCGGGUGUUGGAGGUCCAUCGCCUGGCGCCGGUUGGGGAGCGCUUAAUAACGGAAACGUGGUGGGCUCACCAUCCGCCACCGGAGGAGGAAUGUGGCCACCGGGUGGUGGUGUGCCGGCCAUUGCAACGGCGACGGCAGCCGUGACGCCGACUAGCGCCGUGUCGAUGAGCAAUGUGGCGGCCAUUGGUGUGAAGAAGGAUCUGAGUGAAUGGGGAGGAGCUGCUGCGGUGGGUUCCGUUGGACCUGCACCGAUGGGAGUCGCGGGUGGUCCGAAUCUUCAAUCGCAGGGUGGUUGGGACGCAAGGACGGGUGUCCCCGGUGGAGCAGGAAGCGGGCAAGCGGUGGGCGGAUUCAACCUGGCUUCCGCCAUGGGUGGAGGACAAUCGAACGCAGCGUUGGGUGAUCGAGUUGGAGGUGGCGGUGACUUACGAGGUGAUCCGCGUGGCAUUUCUGGUCGGUUGAAUGGAGCGGCCGCUGGAGGCAUGUGGGGUGCGGCUAUGGCGGAUCAGCGUGCAUCGGCUCAAGCCGGAGGAGGCGGUGGAGGACUUCCCGGAUCCGUUGGUGGCGCAGGAGGACCCCAGCAGUGGGGCGGAAACAACAAUGCCACCGGAAUGGGUUCCGGAUCGAACAAGAUACCUUCCGGAUGGGAUGACGGACGGCCUGCCGCGUUAGAUGAUGCUACAGGAGGCGGUGCGCUUUGGGGACAAGGAAGCGGACCAUUGCAUCGACAGAACUCGGCCGGUUGGAAGGAUAUGGGUGAUGUUAUGAUGCGUCCCGGUGCUGGCGGUCCUAUGCAACGGAACCAGCAACAAUCCGUGCAAACCGGUGGAGGUUCGUUUGUUGGCCCCGUUCCGUCAGCAAAUGCACCCGGUGGCGUGCGGCUUUCACUCGGUAAAGGAGCUGACGCCUCGUGGAUGGGACGGAACGGUUCCUGGGAGGAUGCAACACCUGCCGCGCCCGGUUGGGGUGACGAAAAAGGCGCUCCAUGGAACAUGGAUCUGAUGGCAAACGGUGGUAUGGGGGGUGGAGGAGGUUGGAAUAAAACACCCACCACACCCAAAUCGGCCGGUCUUGAAUGGCCCGACCCGAAUGAGCUGGGUGCAUCCGCCGGUGGUGGCAUGGAUUGGUGCCUGGGCGGGAAACCAUCCGGUGGCGGUGGAUCAAACAAGCAGCCACCAUUGGGCAACCCACUGGAGCUGAUCCGCACCAGCAAGGAGUACCGGCUGCUGUGUGAAACUGGCCACAAAAAGGAGGACGUCGAGUUUGCGCUUCGCACCACCAACAUGAAUAUCGACGAUGCACUCGAGCUUUUGCGUCAUGGCGCUGCUGUUGCAGGGCUUUCCGGAAGCGGAUGGCGCAGACCACUUUCCGACGAUCAUGCCGGAGGUGGCGGUGCAGGUGGAGGAGCUGGCGGCGGCGGUGGUGGACUUGGUGGAAUGGGCUUCGACAGAGCUUAUUCGGGACGGAUUCCUCCUCUCAAUCACGCAGCCAGUGGGUUGUCAUACUUACAGAACAAUCAAAGCAUGCUGAACAACAUCCCCGGUGGUGGGAUCAAUCUCGACGGUACCGGACCGGCCAAUUUGGUAGCGCUGAACAAUCUGAAGUAUCUGUCGCAAGGUUCCGGCUCGGCGGCGGCUACGGCAGGACAUCCAUCAUUCAAUCACAAUUCCUUGUUACCGCCCGGAGGCCGUGGGCCUAAUCAACAACAGCAGCAACCACACCAGCAACAGCAGCUGGCAGCGGCCGCCGCUGGGCAACCUUCCAGCCAGCAGCUUCGCAUGCUCGUCCAGCAGAUCCAGCUGGCCGUGCAGAACGGUUUCCUAAGUCAUCAGAUCCUCAAUCAACCGUUAGCGCCGCAGACGUUCAUUCUGUUGAACCAGUUGCUCACUCAUAUUAAGCAAAUGCAAUUGACACAAAGCAACUUGGCGCGCAGCGGAGCUACCGGCGGUGUCAGUGCCGUCCAGCUAACGUUGGCCAUCAACAAGCAUAAGACGCAGAUUGCGCAGCUCCAGCAGCAAAUCGCAGCACAGCAGAGUAUUUAUCUGAAGCAGCAACAGCAACAACAACAGCAGCAACAGCAGGGACACCAGAGUUCGAUGGGACCACCACCGCCUCCGCUGAUGUCUUCGAACCCGGCCGCUAACCUUGGCAUGGAUUUCCUUCGCCAGCAGCAACAGCAGCAGCAGCAGCACCAGGAUCUUAUGGCACUGCAUAACACCUUCGGGGAGAUGGCACUCGGCAAGGACCCACUCCUAACGUCUUCUGGUGGCGUUUUCCCGCCACCGGUCGUACCCUUGCAGCAGCAACAACAACAGCAACACGCUGUGGCUUCGGCGACCGCCGGAAACGUUGGAGGCGGCGUCGUCGUUAGCGGCAGUACUAGUCAGCAGUCUCGCUUAAACCAGUGGAAGCUUCCGUCGCUCGACAAGGACCCAUCCGCUGGUAAAGAUGAUCUCACCGAUUUCUCGCGCGCUCCCGGUCCCACGGGAAAGUCCGGAUUGACCAACACCACUACCAGCUCCAACAUAAGCGCUCUGGGUCUCGUGCAAGAUGGAACCUGGGCAACUGGUCGUGCCAACUUGGGAGAUGAUUGGCCGGAGCAAACGGGUGACAACGAUGGAAAAGAUUGGGCUACCAACGCCACCACCACUAACCCCUCGUCACAGGACAAUUCCGCUUUUAACGACCUAGUAGUACCUGAGUUCGAGCCGGGCAAACCAUGGAAGGGGACGCAACUAAAGAUCGAGGACGACCCUAGUAUUACGCCGGGCAGUGUGGCCCGUUCGCCAAUCUCCAUUUCCACCGCCAAAGACUCGGAACUGUUCGGUGGUGCAUCCGUGACCGAUAAGCUGUCCCCGGUGUCCGCGGCCGAUGGAGGCGGCCUGAAUCUUACGUCUUCCGCGUGGAGCUUCAACACGGCCUCACUCACGUCGGUAGCGGGAGGUGGUGCUGGUGCCGCGAAGGCGUUGGGCGCUAAAUCGGUCUGGUCUGACAAUUCGGCCGCUGCCAGUAGCUCGGCUGUCGAUGUUUGGGGUACGUCGAUUGGUAAACCCUCGGCAACGCGAGGUCCACCACCCGGUUUGGGUGGAACGACUUCCAAUAAGAACGGCGGUGGGCAUGGAAAUGGUGGGUCUCAGCGUGCUGGCGGUUGGGCUACGGCCGGAACCUCAUGGUUAUUGCUGAAGAACGUACCAUCACAGAUUGACACUUUGACGCUACGUGCGCUUUGCAUCCAACACGGCGCUAUUCUUAACUUCCACUCGUAUCCGGCCCACGGGCUUGCACUGUGCCGCUAUCCGACCCGAGAGGAAGCUGCCAAGGCACAGCAGGCGCUCAACAAUUGCACGCUCAACUCGGGCACGAUCAAUGCCGAGUGUCCCGCCAGCGAAGCGGAGGUUCAAACCUACCUUCAGCAGCUGAACAACACGACUAGCGGAGCGGCCGCAUCCGUAGCCAGCAGUAGCGGUUCGAAUGUAACGUCCCAGUCCUGGAGACAGCGUGGUUCGAGCGGUUCAGGUGCUGACACGUGGGGCUCUGGAUGGGCUCUCGGUAGUGGUGGAGGUGCCGCCGGAAGCACCGGUAGCGGUGGAGGCAGUAGCCUUUGGGCACCGUUGGAUGGUGGGGCCGAUCACGGAACACCGUCCAACCUGAACUCGUUCCUACCGGACAGCUUGCUCGGGCCGGAACUGAAUUAGGCCACGCCGGUGUUGACCGCAUUUUCCUGCGCACCCAUUCCAAAUGCGCCCCGUGAGGUACGGAACUACGGAUGUGGUCGCAAGUUUAAGUAGAGCGAAUGCACACCACGACGCAGGGGAAAAGUGGUGCUACCUUCUUGGCUGGUAGUCGGAAACCCGGUGGUGGAGUGAGAGAGUUCCAGUUUGGCACUGCUUCGAUGUUCUUUCCUCAUGCAGUACACGUAGCUGUGUGUACUUUUUACUGAUUCUUCCUAUGGAAACCCUCCUGCAGUGGCGUUUUAAUCAUUCAAGCGUAAUACACAUACCAGUUAGGCGACGAAGCAUCGCGCAAUCGUAACGUUAGCGACAGGGUUUUAACCGAUGCAGGUUUUAAACAGAACUCUGUGUCAUUUUGUUCGUUAGAAUUUUGAACCGGAACCGUUGUCGCGGGUGAAUGGUACUCGUGGUAGAUAAGGAGCUAAGGAGAAGCACGUGUGUAUCUACGUCUGCCGCAGCACCACCUUUAGCACCGGAGUGAUCAACAUGUGGUAGCAAAAAAAAAAGAACACGAAACGAAACGCUCCAGCUGGAGUCAUUGAACGUAAAUGGUAAAAUGCAGCCAGCCGGAAAGGAAAACAUUUCUAACGAACACACAUGCACACAAAGUCCUUGUAGUUGAACUCCACUAUCCAGCAAAGGAAGAGACAAAGAAAAAGAGUAACAAAACUCAAGCACACUUAAGCCGGCUUCAACCCGCCGCCGUAUCUUACUGUCGAUAAUAUGCAUUAAUCGAGGGCCAGCGAACUGAGCCGUAGCUGCGGACGCGUUGAUCAAUGUGAACUGGAGAGCUCUAAAUGUCCUGGAAACUCCCCGGCCCGCCGUACCGCCCUCCCACAUAUGCAAUCGAUUGAUUUGGCCGGUGGGUGGGAUGGGGGAGGCAAGCAACAAAAGGAUAUAUUUAUUAAUUUUAAUAUACACAUCAUGCGAACGCAGCGAAUGACGAUGAUGAUAACGAUGAUACUGAUGGCGUACAGAUGAUGAUGGAAAAAGCAGUGAACGUAUUAGAUUUACUAUAUUAUUAAAAGGUAUAUACAUAAAUGUUAUUAUUUUUGAAAUUAUUUAGACCUAAUGGAGAGAUAAAUAAACCGAAACCCAUUACAUGCUCU